Molecule: messenger RNA, 2310 nt
Organism: Alligator sinensis (Chinese alligator)
Lineage: Eukaryota; Metazoa; Chordata; Crocodylia; Alligatoridae
Gene: ACHE
Product: acetylcholinesterase (Cartwright blood group)
Exons: 2
Coding region: 214-1734 (506 amino acids)
Biological process (GO): choline metabolic process; acetylcholine catabolic process
Cellular component (GO): plasma membrane
Molecular function (GO): acetylcholinesterase activity
Source: RefSeq, a predicted model, not a curated record
GCCAGUUUCUCCCCCCCGCCCCACCAGAUCCGGUCCAGCCGGGUCCUUACCGACACACCCAGAAGCUGCCCCCCGCGUCUCACCCCAGGGCCUCUCCCAGGCAAGAAGUAGCCAAGGGCGGAGUGGUCAGGGGGACAUUUGUCUGCUCCUCCCUGCCUGGCUGCACGGCCACCAUAACCUGGGCAUCUUCCCGUAGGACCUGCCGUCACCACCAUGAUCCCCAACGCCGGUGCCUUCCUCCCCUUCCUCCUCCUCAUCCUGCCAGCCACCCCCCAGGAGCCAGAGGGGGCCACGGCAGAGCUGGUGGCUCAGACACAGGCAGGGCCGGUGCGGGGGCUGCGCCUGCCCGCGCUGUCUGGCCACGUCACCGCCUUCCUGGGCAUCCCCUAUGCCGAGCCCCCACUUGGCCCCUUGCGCUUCCGGCCCCCGCGGCCCCUCCGGCGGCCAUGGCGCGGCACGCGAGACGCCAGCGCCUACCCCCAGGCCUGCUGGCAGUACGUGGACAAGCUGUACCCCGGCUUCCCUGGCCUGGAGAUGUGGAACCCCAACCGGGAGCUGAGCGAGGACUGCCUGUACCUGAAUGUCUGGGUGCCGUCACCACGGCCCCGCAACGCCUCGGUGCUGGUCUGGAUCUACGGCGGCGGCUUCUACAGUGGCUCAUCCUCACUGGACGUCUAUGAUGGGCGGUAUCUGGCACAGGCUGAAGGGCUGGUGCUGGUGUCCAUGAACUACCGUGUGGGUGCCUUGGGCUUCCUGGCACUGCUGGGCAGCCCUGAGGCCCCGGGCAAUGUAGGGCUGCUGGACCAGCGCUUGGCCCUACAGUGGGUGCAAUCCAACAUCCGCGCCUUCGGCGGGGACCCUAGUGCUAUCACACUCUUCGGGGAAAGUGCUGGAGCUGCCUCGGUGGGCAUGCACCUGCUGUCACCAGCUAGCCGGGCCCUGUUCCACCGCGCUGUGCUGCAGAGUGGGGCCCCCAAUGGGCCCUGGGCCACCAUCAGCCCUGGGGAGAGCCGGCGGCGGGCACUGGAACUGGCGCACCGCGUGGGGUGUCCAGCCGGGGGCAAUGACUCUGAGGUGGUGGCCUGUCUCCGGUCCCGGUCACCCCAGGACCUCAUCGACCAGGAGUGGGGGGUCCUGCCGCAGCCCAGCGUCUUUCGCUUCCCCUUCGUGCCAGUGGUGGAUGGGGAUUUCCUAGCCGACAGCCCCGAGGUGCUGCUCAACGCAGGCAGCUUCGCCGAGAUGCCAGUGCUGGCCGGGGUGGUGCACGAUGAAGGCAGCUACUUCCUGAUCUAUGGGGCACCAGGGUUCAGCAAGGACAAUGAGAGCCUUAUCACCCGUGAAGAGUUCCUGGGGGGGGUGCGGCUGGGGGUCCCGCAGGCUGGGGAGCUGGCGGCCGAGGCGGUGGUGCUCCAGUACACGGACUGGCGGGACCCCGAGGACCCAGUGAAGAACCGGGAGGCACUGGACGAUGUGGUGGGUGACCACAACGUGGUGUGUCCUGUCACUCUGUUCGCGCAGCGGGCGGCCGAGCGAGGAGCCCCGGUCUUCGCCUACCUCUUCGACCACCGCGCGUCCACGCUGGCCUGGCCAGCCUGGAUGGGCGUCCCUCACGGCUAUGAGAUUGAGUUCGUCUUUGGGCUGCCCCUGCAGCCAGCGCUCAACUACACAGCAAGCGAGGCCGCCCUCAGCCACCGCAUGAUGCGCUACUGGGGGAACUUUGCCCGCACUGGGUAACAAUGGCCGGUGGGCGGGGGGGAGAUGGAUGGGUGGGCAGAGGAAAAGAUGGAGAGAUGGUGGGUGGGUGGAUGGACAGAGAAUAGACAACUGGGAUGGAUGAAGAUGGAGAGGAAUGAACAGGCAAUGGAUGGAUCAAUAGAUCCAUGGAUAGUUGGAUAGAUGUGUACAUAGAAGUAGAGAUGGAUGGGUGGAUGGAUGGUAUCUGGGAUAGAUGGUAUCUAGGAUAGGUGGGUGGGUGGGUGGAUGGUUGAAUUGAUGGGUGGUGUCUGAGAUUGGUGGGUGGAUAGUAUCUGGGACCGGUGGGUGGGUGCAUGGGUUGGUGGAUGGAUGGAUGGUACUUAGGAUUAGCAGAUGGGUAGGUGGAGGGACAGACUCAGAGAGAAGCAGAGGGGGGGAAAGCCGGGGGCUGCUGACACCUCCCCCACCCCACAGGGACCCCAACGAUGCAUCGGGACAGGCCGGGCACUGGCCCCCAUACACGGCCACGGGGCAGCGCUAUGUGAGGCUCGACACGGGGCCCCUGGCCGUAGGGCAAGGCCUGCGCGCACAGCUCUGCGCCUUCUGGACCCGCUU